AGCGGAAAUGUCAUUCCUUGUUCAGGCUGCCUAGCAUGAUCCUUGUGUGGUCUGGACAAGGGGGUACAUGGGUGAAACAUGGCCGCCGUAGACCCAUCGGAGUCUCCGACACAACAGAGAUCCCAUGCGGCGGAGGGGGAAACAUCUGGGGGGAAGGCCGAGCCGACGGAGUCGGGAUGUAGCGUAGCGGAUAAGGAUGAAACGGCGGAGAACCCCGGCGAUGAGCGGGCGGCCAGUGCUGGCAGCCACGGCGGCCGUGCUGCCAGCCAUUCUGGGGUGAGUGUCGGGUCCGGUGCUGGAGCCGACAAAACGACGGGCAAGUCGCAGGGGGAGCUAACCUCGGCUGUAAACAUGGCCGAGGCCCCUGGCGAUGAGCCGCGGGCUUUCGCCUGGUCCGAGACUGAAGACGACGACGACGGGGAGACGCGGAUACGACGGGGAAUCACCAAGUGUGAUCCCCCCAACGCUGAGGAGCCGGCUAAAGUGGGGCAGUGUAAUUCACACGCUGGUGACACCAGUGCUGAUGCUUCUCGUGAGGACGAAUGCUCACAAUCAAACCAGAAUGAAGCAGAGGCACCAGUGGCUAAGGAUUCGGUGGGAAGCGUGAACGGACUGGAGGUCGUGGCCAAAGCUGAAGAGGAGUCCGGCCGAGGGGGCGACGCUGGCUCCACAGCGAAACAAAAACACUGCCGUUUAGUGUGCAAGGAGUGCGGCAAGCGGUUCACCCGGCGUGAGAUGUUUAACCUCCACCGGCACUUUCACGCGCACGAGGACGAGCUCACGCCCCUCACCUGUAAACAAUGCGGCCUUACCUUUCAGCACCGCAGCAGCCUCAUUAAACACAGAAAUGAACACAAAGCGAAGGUGGAGCAACCCCUGACUCCAAACGAUGACGUGCAAAACAAGGAGCUGGGUAGUUUUACAUGUGCAGAAUGCGAGAGGACCUUCUCCACAGUGGAUAAGCUGAGGAACCACAACUGCAGCAAUACAGUAGAAAAGCCUUACCACUGCCCUCUAUGUCGCCAAGAGUUCCAGUUUAAAUUGUCUGUGACCAAGCACAUGAUGACCCAUUCACAGGAGAGCCUCUUAACCUGCCAAGUGUGCAGUCAAACCUUCCCAAGCAACAUGGCGCUUCGCUACCACCAGCGAUGCCACACCGCCCUCAAACCCUACGAAUGCCCGGAGUGUGGCAUGGUGUUCAAGCACUACUCCGUCAUGGAAGACCACCGUCGCAGGCACACAGACAGCGCACGCUCUCACCUGUGCAACAUCUGCGGUAAGACCUUCAAGUACAGCAGCCUUCUCCAUCAGCAUCAGUAUCUGCACACAGGCCAGAAGCCCUUCCGCUGCCCUGAAUGCGGCAAAACCUUUGCCUUUGCACAGAACAUGAAGGCACACUGCCGCCAGCACAGACUGCACAAUACCACUACCAGUGAGCAGCAAGCAGGUAAGCAGCCACCUGUCUCUGUACAGGAGGCUGUGAGGGGGCCCAGGAAAGAGAACACGCACCAGAAUAAGCAACCCAUGCGUACAUUCAACUGCCCGCUUUGUCCCCAGACUUUCAAUGCACCAGCUAACCUGAGAGCCCACAUGCUUAUUCACGAAGCAGAGUAUGAGAUGCUGGAAAGAACACCCAAAGCCCCAAAGGAGAAUCACAAAUAUUGGGAAAAAAGCUACACCUGUCCACACUGCCCAUGCGUUUGUCAUGAUGAAUCAAGUUUAAAUAUGCAUAUUUUAAGUGUUCAUAAACCUGUACCAAAAUAUUUAGAAAAGGUGGCGGCACCACCUAAAAAUCAGUUUAGUCCGGUUAGCAGUGAUCAUGUGCCAGGGAAAUUAAGACGUGAUGGCACAAGUGUUAAGUCGUACAAGUGUUCAGAGUGUGGAAAAACGUUCCGCCAUCGCUCAGUGUUAGAGCUGCAUAUGCGUAUACAUUCCAGGGACAAACCAUACCAGUGCAAGGUGUGUGGCAAGGGCUUUAGGUUCAGUAGCUACCUACAGCAGCAUGUCAUCAUUCACACAGGCAAGAAGCCAUACAAAUGUCCAGACUGUGGGAAAGACUUUGCUUUCAUGCAAAAUAUGAGAACCCAUCAAAAGCUGCAUCGGGAGAAACCGUUCCGCUGCACUAGCUGCCGCAAAGGCUACAGCGACCAGAGCCAGCUGCAGCAGCACAUGUUGUCGCACAAUGGCGACAAACCCCAUAAGUGCGACAUGUGUGACAAGAGCUUUGGUUUAGCCUAUCUGCUCCGUGAUCACAUGAACACGCACACAGGAGAGAGACCUCAUCGCUGUGAUGAGUGUCACAAAAGCUUUUCCUGGUUCAGCAGCCUGAUCGUGCACCAGAAAAUUCAUGCUCGCAAACGCCAGAGUAGCCAGUAUAACUCCUUAUCAAAUAGUGGUAGGGUGAGAGGCAGGGGCAGCAGGGGGAGGAGAGGGGGGAAGUUCAUGUGGGGAUGGUCCAGGCCACUAGGGGGCUCAGGGGUGGACUCUCAGCUGUCUCCAUAUCCAGGUUCUGCAGUGAGAGAGGCUGAGUUGCAAAAAAGGGCAGGUCAGCCCCAGUCUUCCAUGCUCUCGCCUCGCAUGGACUUAAGAAGUACACAGCACAAGGAGCCGUGGCUGUCUGAGCUGCAUCCUCAGCCAGUGCAGUGGAAAGUUGACGGUGGGAAGGUAAUGCCUGUCCAGUCAUUGCUACAGCAAAAUGCAGUUCCACAGUUUGAGAGCCCUUCGCAAACAGGCCUGCAGCAGCAUCAGAGAGGUCCAGGCUGGACAGAUAGCCCUUUAGUAUCUCAGUCUGAGAUUUUAGAGUCAGCCCAAAUGAAGGACGGUACAGCUUGUAUCAGCGCUCAUCUGGUGUCUGUGCCAAAAAAGUCCAGUCCAUUAGCAGUGAUGGAUAGUGAAAAGCAUAGGCAGCCCAAGCCUGUUACUUGGAGUAGCACGCCCACAUCCACAGUACUGGCUUCUACAAGCUCUCUGCAACAAGGGUUUUCUGGUCCCUCCUCUUACAUUGACGGAGCAGCUCUGUGGAGCAUCAGACCUGCUCAAUUAACAAAUUCACAAGGCUCUCCAAAUAAGCUCGGGCAAGAGAUACAGUUGCCAAGAUGGUCAGGUGUCCCGGUGUCAACACACAAGGAGCCAUCCACACCUCCUAAAAAAGAGGACAGAGCAUGGGAGUUGAACAAUCCUCAAGUAAAACUGUCAGUUGUUAGCCAGCCGGAAAAGCAGUGGGUUUCAGGCUCAGCAGGUGCAUCCACAUCAGCUCAAAUAGACCAAAGCAGUGCUAUACCAAUAUCAACUCCUGUUUCUCACGGGGGAGGGAGCACCUUGUGGGACAUACAGACACCAUCAGGAAUCCCAAAGACUAUAAACUCUUCUGAGAAAUUAGUAAAUAAUCAAGAUUUUCAACUGCAGCAAAAGCAAGUGUCAUCUGGCUGGGCCACCGUACCGAGUCAGGCUUCGACACAGAAGGUUCCCAUCUCCAUCCAAUACGAACCUCCUCGCUUUGGCCAGGGGAUGGCAACACCUGUAUGGGGCUUCCAAAGUAAUCCGGUGGGACCUCAAACGCUGCUCACUGGGCAACUUAAACCAGGGAAUGGACAGGAUCUGCAACAACAGCCAAUAGUAACGGGCACUCAAAUAAUCAUAAACCAGCCUUCUCCUUUUUUCUCACCUCCAAUUGCUCCGCUCCCUCCCCUUGCUUUGCCUGGUCCCCACCCACUUCACACUGUUGCAGUUGGUGCGCUUCCAAGACCUCCACACCCGAAUAUUUUUUUCACAUCACAGCCAGUAAUGAGUGAGAGGCCGCACAUGCCACAGACCCUGCCCCUACCUCAGCUUGCCCCACGGACAGAACCUCACAAACUUGGACCCCGUUUGCCUUUUGCGCCAGAACGGCUUCUCCAGUGCAUGAUAUGCGGGUGCUCUCUUCCUCGAGAGCUGGAUCUACAAAUGCAUUACUUGCAACACGCGCAAGGAGAGAUUUGACAUUUCUGCACAGGCCACAACCUAGAUAUGUUUUUAUAUGUAUAGCAUUUUUUAUGAAUGGAGCCUCAUUUAUUGGUCCCUCAUUUGUGCAGUAAGACUAGAUAUGUGGAUGGGCAUUAGAAACAAAAAAGGUAGACGUGAAACUGGAUUUAAUUUGCACAGCUGCUGCAUGUUUAAUUAAUUAAAUUUAUUUUAACUCCCAACAAGACUGAACAGUAUCAUUUAAAAGGUUAUAUUGGUUUGACUUUAUUAUAAUUGCAUUUAAGUUCACCAAAUACCUAGCUGGUUUAUCUGAGGGCUACAGAUUAAUGAGGUUUUGUGAUCCACAUUUCAAUUAUUGCCAAUAAUAAUCAAAUUCAGAUAAUAUUAGUCCUUUUCUAGUUCUGUUCAUAUGUCCUAAAACAACUGUGUUUCUCCAUGUACAGUAUACUGUGUGCCUUUAUGAGUACAGUCUGCAUGUCUGCUGUCUUGGUAUUAGGCCUAGUUUGUGCUUAAGGUAGACUCAACAAUGUGACCUCACUCCCAAAACACAGAGCAACUCUUUCUGUAAAGAACUGUUGGUUUUCACUUUUGGCUGGCGAGAACAGGGGAUUGUUGUGCUCACUGGUUAGUGCCAGAAUAUACAAGGAAAUCCUGACUGCAUACAAUAGUAUGCAGUAUAUGAGACAGCGGCCUCAUCAGUAGAGUUCUCGUGAUAUUUUGAUCAAAGACAAAUUUUCUUUAAACAAACUGUGAUGAAUAAAAUUAAAAAGUCAUUUCACAGAGUUGUCUGUAAAUUGAACUCUUGGUUACUGCCAACAGGGAGAAGUAGAAUCACAACACAACUAUUGCUGGCACUGUGGUCAAACAGUAAAGUUUGUAAUAAAUUCAAUUUAGAUUUUUGUGAUGUUUGUCAUUAAUUAAUGUACAAUGGCAAAACAAAACUGAUUAUUUAAGAAUAUGUUUAAAUUUUCUAAUUUGUCUAAGUAUUUAUUUUCAGUGUGUCCCUCCAGAACAGACGAAUAGCAUUUAAAUAGAUCUGGUCUCUUACAUACUUAUUCUAUACAAAAGAAUCUUACGUAUGUCUUUCUUACCAGAUUUACUAUUUCAAAUUGGAAUGUACACAACGUACAAAGCUUAAAACUAUUUUAAUGUAUCAUUUGUGAUUAAUUAAUGAUUUCAUUCCACAACCUGUAGAUUUAUCUGAGUACAGAAUAGUAUUGCUUCCAUUUUGGCUGUGGUGUCCCAAUAAUGGACCGAACAGUUUCAUUACUACUGAAAAAAAUAUAUAGACCAUAUUUAGAAAACCCCCAAAACAUUUCUGUGCAUUUUACCAUUCGACAUCCUAAUAUACGAAAAUGUGCCCUUCUACCUCUAUCCACUGGUUUAGCAUGUAAAGAAACAGCAAGAAAUAGAAAUUUCCUACAGUGUCUACAUAACAGAUUAAAUAAAACUUACCUUUCAAUAAAAUGUUGUGUUGCGCAGUA
Messenger RNA from Betta splendens (Siamese fighting fish), 5444 nucleotides. RefSeq lists its product as uncharacterized. Bases 79 to 3978 code for a protein of 1299 amino acids. NCBI's taxonomy places the organism in Eukaryota, Metazoa, Chordata, Actinopteri, Anabantiformes, Osphronemidae. Gene Ontology annotation, biological process: regulation of transcription by RNA polymerase II. The record is from RefSeq and is a predicted model, not a curated record. Gene Ontology annotation, molecular function: RNA polymerase II cis-regulatory region sequence-specific DNA binding; DNA-binding transcription factor activity. The transcript has 2 exons.